UUUAGGUAACUUUUAUCGCGUGGCUUAAACUUUUAAAAAAAGAAAGUCUAUUAUUUUUUCUAAUCUAUCGACCUACUUCUCCCUCAAGAAAUUCAAACUUCGUUGACGUCAUAGCGGUACACAUAACACAAUAGUGAGGGUAAAUGAGAGAGGGUGCUCUUUGAAGGGCAUCUGCCUAACCCUGGCAGGCGACAAGGACCCSUAUGAGAAGAGUCCUUAAGAGUGAAGCCGCAUUAURCCAAUCAGCAGGGGAUGAAUCGUUGCAAGCUUGAAAUGCACCUUAAAAUAGUUUGAUCGUGUGCAUUGCGAAAACGCCACCAAAUAUGCCCCAAUGUUUGGUGAAAACUUGCGGGAAUUAUUAUGGAAAGACACGUAAUGGCAAUAAAGUAAUUUAUCACAUGUUACCAGCCAACCCUAAGCUGCAAUCCAAGUGGGUAGAAUUGUGUACAAACAAGAAAAACGUGAAAAGAGAUUUACAACACGAGCUUCUCGGAUUGCCUCUACGCAGAAAACUGAAACCUGAUGCACUUCCUGAGCUGAAUUUACCCCUCAAAGUGGCCAAUGAAAAGGUUCUGGCAACAACUGAUCAUAAUAUAAAAGAUGAGAGGUGUUCCAAGCCGUGGAAAAUGCCSAUGAGGUCCAGUAUCAGAAUUGCGAAAAAAAAGUCAAUCGAGUGUCUAAACCAUUCCCGCAAAGAAAACUUGUCUGAAAAUUUUUCCGACAAGGUGAAAUUCAUGGCAAAACUAUUGCUGAAAUUUGAGAGAAACGAAAACGUGUCUCUGCCUACUUACAACUUUGCUUUGUCUCUGGAUAAAAUCCAGGAACUUCAAACGACUAAUUUGUCUCCAAGGUAAGAAAAUUUUCAAGUGAGAAAUGACAUUUAGAGGUCGAAUAUACAAAUGCAAUGUGCGCUUUGGUCCCAGUAUUGGCCUCGUGCCACUUUAGUUCGAUGAAACCGGGUUCAAGGUUUCUGCAGGAUGUCGUGUUCUGCCAUUACGACCUUGACAAAAAUAUUUUCUGUCUGCUUGUUGCAGCCUACCAUGCACUUAAGCAAUUUGCAUACUGACAUGAACAAUAACUGUUGUUACAAUACCCACGCUAAAAUUUUUACAUCAAAAAAGGAUAAAUAAUACACACUAUGCGUCAAAUACAUGACUGAUUACAGUAUUUAGGAGGAAAAUGAAUAAUAAAAAAAAAUAAAAAAAAACUGUAGCUUGAAAUCCGAAAAUUCGAUUUGUUAAAAUUUUCAAUUUCAAGCCAAUAAAACCUUUAAAGAAAUCAAUCCGCAUGAAAAACAAGAGGCCUGCUUACGAUCGUGUCUUUCCAAUUGUCUUGAGGAGUGCAAUACUACAAUCCAAUUCCCACGUUACCAAUUUUCCAUUUAUUGAGUCGAAAUUCGUAAUGUUUUUCCACCGCUCCUCGAAAUGGAUUUUUUCCCUUUUGCUUCGAGAAAGUUUGAUCAAUACUGCACGAAUUGCUGUAAUUUUCUUAUUAAUUCUAUUUAAGCGGGAAUGUGUUAUUUAUUAAUGUGAUGGGCAGACACCACAGUUUUUUUUCUCCGAGAUACAUGAUUACUAUUUUUUAAUUUAAUAUCAAAUUAAAACAUAAAUUGAGAGAGAAAACGACGCUGCAAACGAAUUUUUUAUUAUUUAAAGAACAAACAGUACAAUAAGUUGUAUUUGUGAACCACAGGGAAAGUCAUUAAAAAAUGUGAUUUUACCAUCUGCGUACAUAAACAAGCAUCAAUAAUAAUUGCUAUGCGUAUCAAAAGAAUUAAUUAAAAUUACAUUUUUGAAUUAGGCGGAACGCAUUUUAUUAAAUAACUAAUUGAGACUGUCAUGUAUACUUGAACUGAUUUACUAUAUCACUUUCUUGUUAUUACAACAAAUUAAUACUCAACUGUCAUUUAUUUUCUGUUAUGAUCGUUACGGUAUUACAGGUUUUAUGUUGUUACAAGCAAAUUACAUUACGGUUUGUCAUGUAGCAAUU
Molecule: messenger RNA, 1989 nt
Organism: Tribolium madens (black flour beetle)
Lineage: Eukaryota; Metazoa; Arthropoda; Insecta; Coleoptera; Tenebrionidae
Exons: 2
Coding region: 324-854 (176 amino acids)
Source: RefSeq, a predicted model, not a curated record